Molecule: messenger RNA, 1827 nt
Organism: Zychaea mexicana
Lineage: Eukaryota; Fungi; Mucoromycota; Mucoromycetes; Mucorales; Lichtheimiaceae
Product: kinase-like domain-containing protein
Exons: 3
Coding region: 1-1653 (550 amino acids)
Biological process (GO): protein phosphorylation
Molecular function (GO): ATP binding; protein kinase activity
Source: RefSeq, a predicted model, not a curated record
AUGGACGAUAACGAACUAGAGAAACUAUAUACUCGGCAAGUGCAAGAAGAGCUUUUGCAACAAACACGACAGGCCGUCACUCGCCUCAUUGAAUUGUACCCUCAUGAAUUUGGCCUUGAAAACCUCAUUCUGGCUGAUUCUCGAUAUUUAUCGACAGUGCCCGAGAAACUAGCACAGCUGUACCAGGAGCAUUGGGCAUUAAUAUGGCGACAGCAAUUAUCAUACAAGAUGCUCGCUGAAAAGUACGGACGGGACAAUGUCAUUGCGUCGACACAUCCACGAGCACAAAAGGCAGCAUCGCAGAUUUAUGUGGACGAGUUGGAUCAAUAUAUGCAAUGGUUUCCAUGGUCGUGGUUCUCGAAUAUGCAAUUUAUCGGGGCGGGCGGCUUCUCCGCUGUGUAUGCGGCGGUGAUUACCCAGCCGUACGACUUGCAGCCCAUGAAAAUUGCCUUAAAAAUCGUCGACGACAAGAUUUUGAACGAGAUUGCGGUCCAGUCCAAAGCAUUUCUACCAUUGCUGUUCCAGGGGCUCACUGUAUGCGAAAGCACGGGCGAUCUUAUGAUGGUGAUGAAAGUGAGCAACGACGGCAACCUAGAAGAUCACAUGAAGCUGCUUCCACUAGGCGACUUGGAUUUAAAGACGAUUACGGGUACGAUUUUACGGCUAGCAGCGAAUUUAGCCGAUUUGCACAAGGUGGGCAUGUGCCAUCGCAACGUGCAUCCGCGAAAUAUAGUAUGCACAGACAGCGAUUAUUUCUUGGUGGAUUACCGCUUUUCGACGCCAUCGAAAGAAUCAUCGUCGGUGACAGCACUGACGAAGGCGGUCUAUGGACGACUGCCGUACAUUGCGCCUGAGGUGCGGCAAGGGAUCUACACGGAAAAGUCCGACAUCUACAGCUUGGGGGUUAUCAUUUGGCAGCUGGUCAGCAAAGUGAUCUUCCCUUCGCCCGACGUAUUACUGGACGGCUCGAGCAACAACACGCCGACGGCAGCAGGGGGGAACAGCAACGAGGACAACGUAUAUCGAGUGGAUACAGUGCCAGGCUUGCCGGAGUGGUAUCAGAAAUUAUACGUGGCCUGCUUGGAGCCACGACCCGAAAACCGGCCGGAUGCGAACGAAAUCUGCCAGGCGCUCCAGCCCAUCCAUGAGAAUCUCGAAUACUCGGUCCCACUCGAUCCCAGGGUCACGGAAUACAUUGUGGCACGACGCGCAGAAGUGGCCGAUCAUCUCCGGACAUUCUCCAAAGUCAAAGGCAUCGUCUCCGCAUCCACAACUCGUCUCUAUACCCUGACCAAUCUUCCGACCACCCUGCAUUUCUUCUCGCUGCCUUUUACUAACGUGCGCUUCCAGGUCUCUUGGCCGCCCGUCGUCACUGCCUCCGUUACUCCUGCUAGUAGCGGCAGUGCCACCAACAGCAACAAUAACCAUGCUGGUCCUGCUGCUACUGUUGCCACCACCACUACUGCUGCAUCCACCAUCACUACUGCAUCAUCAUCAUCUCCCCAUUCUUCCACUUCGCCCAAUCAUCAUCAUCAUAUCAAUCAUGGAGCUCUCACUUCUUCACCCUCCCCUUCUCCACCUGCAUCUCCUUCUCUGUCUGAUUUCAUCACCGAUAUAAGUACUCCCAAUGCUUCUCAACCGCCUUGUCUUUAAUCAUUUUUUAAUUUAUGCCCACGCUUCUAUAAUUUAAAUGCAUGUUCGACCUCUCCUUUCUCUCCAAUGAUUUUAUUUGACCAAUUCAAACAGCUCAAUACUUUUGUAUGUAAACAAUAGCAAUUGCAAAGAAGUAAAAUUGUAUAAUAAUAAAGAAAAUUUCUUUUCGACAAU